Molecule: messenger RNA, 993 nt
Organism: Adineta steineri
Lineage: Eukaryota; Metazoa; Rotifera; Eurotatoria; Adinetida; Adinetidae
Source: the annotation of a GenBank genome assembly
AUGUUGCCACAUGUUUUUUUAAUCGCUUUACUUACAAUUCUACAGCUUAAAAAUCAGAUAAUCUAUUCAUGUGAUCCUAAUACAUCAUGUGGUUCUUCAGACAAAUCUCAGUUACAUUUAAAAAUUGUUGGUGGGCAAACUGUUAGAACAAGAAUAUGGAAUUGGGUUGUAUCAAUUCAUGUUCGAAAUAAACUUCAUUGUGCUGGAUCAAUUUUAUCAAAUUCAUGGAUUUUAACAGCAGCUCAUUGUUUUUCAUAUUCUAAUAAUUUAGGAAAUAAUAUUUUACAAAUUGAUCCUUCAUAUGUUACGAUACAUGCCGGUUCAAAUAAUCGAUUUGAAGAAAAACAAAUACGUAAUGUAGCUAAAAUUAUUUUACAUCCUCAUUUUGAUGAAUUCAAUUUUAAUAAUGAUAUUGCUUUAAUUCAAUUAUCAUCACCUUUUGAUAUGACUGAUAUUACAUUAGGUCAUAUAUGUUUACCAAGUUUAUCUUUAUAUGAAUAUCCACCUAUAAAUUCUUCUGUUGUUGCAAUUGGUUGGGGUCGAUUAUGGCAAAAUGGUCCAGAAUCUUUAACACUUCAACAAGUUAUAUUGAAAAUUAUUGAUUAUAACAAAUCUACUUGUUAUCCAUUGAUUUAUGAUCGAAAAAAUCAAUUCUGUGCUGGUGUUGACAAUAGCAGAAAGGAUACAUGUCAAGGAGAUUCAGGUGGUCCUCUCCUGAUUUUUACAUCAAGUAAACAAUGGGUUAUUGCUGGUUUAACAUCAUUUGGCUAUGGAUGUGCACAUCCACUCUAUUCCGGUGUAUAUACACGUAUAAUAACCUAUUUAGAUUGGAUUCAUUUAUAUAUUAAUAAUACAAAUAAUUCUAUGUAUCCAUCUUCAUUAAUAACUGAUACAUCAUUUGACUAUAAUGAUAUUGAAUGGAUAAAUAAUAUGUCAUUUCAUCAUUCAAUAUCUUUAGUAUUACUUAUAUUAUUAUUGACUUUGUUAUAUUAA